Melitaea cinxia (Glanville fritillary) is the source of this 1456-nucleotide messenger RNA. RefSeq names its product thymidylate synthase (gene Tyms). Gene Ontology annotation, cellular component: mitochondrion; cytosol. Gene Ontology annotation, molecular function: thymidylate synthase activity. The transcript is spliced from 5 exons. The record is from RefSeq and is a predicted model, not a curated record. Gene Ontology annotation, biological process: dTMP biosynthetic process. Lineage: Eukaryota; Metazoa; Arthropoda; Insecta; Lepidoptera; Nymphalidae. Bases 155 to 1045 code for a protein of 296 amino acids.
UAAGUUUUGUUCGUACAUCGGUAUAUAUCGUUAUUUGAUCGUUAUAACCAAUUCGUUAGAAUUGUGCUCUGUGGUUAGAAUCAGAAUAACUUAUUAGACCAUAUUGAACUAGUUGUUGGUUUUAUUAUUAAGUUUUUUUCUUUAUAAAUAAAAGAUGGCGCAAAACGGGAUAAAUUUUCCACAUGAUGAAUAUAAUUAUUUGAAUCUUGUAAAGAAAAUUAUUGAAACAGGUGAUAAACGGAUUGACAGAACUAAUGUAGGCACUCUGUCUAUUUUCGGCGCGAUGCAAAGAUAUUCUUUAGAAAAUAACGUAUUACCAUUACUUACUACUAAAAGAGUAUUUGUAAGGGGUGUAAUUGAAGAACUACUGUGGCUGAUAUCUGGAAGCACAGACAGUAAAGUGCUAGCUAAUAAAGGAGUACAUAUUUGGGAUGCAAAUGGUUCCAGAGCGUUUCUUGAUAAUUUAGGUUUUACUGAUAGAGAGGAAGGAGAUCUCGGUCCUGUAUAUGGAUUCCAAUGGAGGCACAGUGGAGCCAGAUAUGUAGAUGCAAAAACUAACUAUGAGUCACAAGGAAUUGAUCAACUUCAAAACAUUAUAAACACCCUCAAAAAUAAUCCCAGUGAUAGAAGGAUGUUAAUGUGCUCCUGGAUUCCUUCUGAUCUAGGCAAAAUGGCACUUCCACCAUGUCACUGCUUAGCACAGUUUCAUGUGGCCAAGGGAAAAUUGUCCUGCCUAUUGUACCAAAGAAGUGCUGAUAUGGGCUUGGGUGUUCCCUUUAACAUUGCAAGUUAUGCUUUAUUGACACACAUGAUUGCACAUGUAACCAAUUUGCAGGCUGGAGAGUUCAUUCACACUACUGGGGAUACUCAUGUGUACCUUAACCAUAUUGAACCCUUGAAAAAACAGCUGGAAAGAGAGCCAAGACCUUUUCCAACAUUAGAAUUUGCACGCAAAGUUGAGAAUAUAGAUGAUUUUAAAUAUGAAGAUUUUAUCAUCAAAGACUAUAAGCCUCAUCCAAAGAUUGAAAUGGAAAUGGCCGUGUAAACGUACAUUUUUGUAUAUGAAUAAGAAUUACUAACCUUAUUAUUAAUCUAUAUUUUGCUAUAGGUCUUAUCCAAAGAUUAUGAUUGAAAUGAUGGUGGAAAAUAUUUUUGUACCAUGUUACUUUUACAUAAAUCUACUUUUAGCAGUCGCUAUCUUUAUAUUAAAUCAACAUUGUUCUACCAACAUUGUCAUAGGAAUUAGAUAACAUAUUUUACUGAAAUUUUCAUGUUUAUAUUGUAAUGUGUAUGUGAUGAGAUGUGCCUUUAUUAAAAUUAAGUACUACUUAAGAAAGAAAUGUAUGUAUAUACUCAGUAUUUUGGAAUAUAAAUUAAGCUUAUAUUCAUAAUGAGAAAACUAAACAAUAAUGUUAAAUGUAGGUCGUUGAUUUUAAUAAAUCUACUUUCAUGAUAA